Molecule: messenger RNA, 2892 nt
Organism: Temnothorax curvispinosus
Lineage: Eukaryota; Metazoa; Arthropoda; Insecta; Hymenoptera; Formicidae
Product: leukotriene A-4 hydrolase-like
Exons: 11
Coding region: 650-2560 (636 amino acids)
Biological process (GO): peptide catabolic process
Cellular component (GO): cytosol
Molecular function (GO): aminopeptidase activity; metallopeptidase activity; zinc ion binding
Source: RefSeq, a predicted model, not a curated record
UUCGCGAAAAUUGUGCCCACAGCGCAACUCCGUCAAUCGUUGGAUGAUCAAUCAGAGAGCGCCGCGUUCCGCAUCUCGCCUUCGUUUUCGGCCCUCGAGAACAUUCCCGGCGGAAGAGAACGAUCGCGGCACACUGGUUUUGCACGUAUCAGAAGCAAGUUCUCUCGGCUUAACGCAACAUUCUCAACCGAUUUGUAUGCGCGACAUCGCCGCCCAAUCAUCCAAGUGCGGCAGUGUCCAUCAGAGAGAUAGUAUUCUCCACGAGUGAGUAUCGAGCGUAUCCAAGAAGCUCGCACGAAAUCUCUGUUAUCGAAUCGCGUUCGCGCUCGGAGUCUGCCUCGCGAGCAAGAUUUUUUCGACCGCAAGAUUUCUGUCGUAAGGGCAUCAAAUCGAUGCUCGGCAAGAUCUCCGUCUCGCGUUUGCGGCAGACUAUUGACGCCUCAAGAUUUCCGAGCGAUUCGAACCACGACAGUAUCCGUCAUCCGUCAAGUGUGACAAGAGGUCCCGGUGCAAAUUAAUCGCGAUAAAGUAGGACAGUAGGAGAGGGAUCAGUUGGAGAGGGAAGAGAGCGAGCGAUACUGUUCUUAAUUUGAUAACAUAGUUAUUCUAUUGUCGGUACGCAUUUGGAAAGGUUCACACAAAUUUUAAAAUGGAUCCGUCACCUGCAGAAGAUAUUCCGUAUUCUUAUUCGAACCCAGACCUCGUUGCUGUGACUCACACCCACUUAGAAUUAUCCGUGAAUUUCAAACGUCAUGUUCUUGAGGGCAAGGCAAUAUUGACAGUAAAGAAGAAAGUAUUGACGUGUAACGAACUAAUUUUAGAUACCUACGGACUUGACAUAUCUGAAGUCAGUAUCUAUUCUACUGGGGAAAUUUUAUAUCCCUUUUUUGGAAAUCAUCAUAAUAACUCUGGCAGGAAACUUACCAUUACCCUACCAAAUGUGGGUAGUGCAGACCCAGGCCCUUCAAGCUCUAAAGAAAUGGAAGUUAGUGAUAAUAAAUAUAUUAUUCAGAUUAAUUAUAAAACAGUUCCAAUAUAUAAUGCACUGUAUUGGCUAGAACAUCAUCAAACUUCCGAUGGUGGACCCCUUUUGAUAUCUAACAGCAAGCUUACACAUGCCAGAGCUAUAUUUCCAUGUCAAGAUACACCAUCAAAUAGAAUCACAUUCGAAUCGAAGAUUACUGUACCAAGCGGUUGUGGCCUUGACGUUAUGAUGCCUGGGAAUGCAAAAAGUAUGCGUGAAGCGAAUGACAUAGUUGAAUACACAUUUCUUCAAUUAUUGCAAAAUAUAGCACCGCAUGAGAUAUAUAUUGUAGUAGGUAAACUAAGAAACCGCGAGGUAAGCACUGGGAAUCUAAGAUACAACUUGUGGACUGUAGAGAGAUAUUUAAAUGAGGGUAUAUGGGCUAUUCAUAAAAUUAUGCCCAUGCUGUCUAAAAUCAAAGAGUCGUAUCAUUUCAAUUAUAUAGUUAAUGUAUGUGUGCUUCCACCAAAUGUGCCGGAAUUCGAUAUGCAAUAUCCUGAUGUGACAUUCGUGUCGUCAACUUUACUUGAAGGACAUUAUUUUAUGAUCAGUACAAUUGUUCAAAACAUCAUUGAAAGCUGGAUAGGAAGGACAGUUGUGAUUGACGAUUUUAAACACUUGUGGUUGAUUAAAGGCCUUAGUACAUUCAUUUAUAGGAAUCCUAUAAAUAAUAUAAUAGACGCCGAAGAUAUUCGCGAAUUUCUAAAAAUAAAAGGCAUUAACAAUGUGCUGAAUAUGCCAGAGUUACGAACCGUCUCUUUAGUACCUGUUUUUACGCAAAAUUUAUUGCCCAUAAACAUUAUCAAGUACGUGUCGGAAAAAGGGUGUGUGUUUUUGAAUUACUUACAAGAUAAAAUAGGUGGCCCCGAAAAAUUCAAAAGUUUUCUUGUAAAUGGUUUAUGGCCACAUUGUAAAGAACGUAAAAUCCUAACGACUAAUCGUUUUGAGAUUCUUCUGAAGAGAUAUUUUUCUACUAAUGGAAAACCCGAGAUUUUAAAUACUGUAGAUUGGGAUAAAUGGUUUAAUGAACCAGAUUUCCCACCUUCUUAUUACAAUUCCAUGGUCAUAAGGAGUCGUUGGCAGAGGUGGGUCGAACAAGAAACAGCGUGUUUUGCCAAAAACUUGGACCAGUCUAAUGAUUUUGCUAUAAUAGAAUUUUUAACCUAUUUACUUGCAUUGCCUAAUACGGUUCUGACGGCAGAGAAGUUACGAAAGAUAGAAGAUACGUUUCUGCGUGACCAGGAGAUUUGUGUGAGGGAAAUAAGGUUUCUCUGGCUGCGCUUGUGUAUCAAAAAUAGAUGGUUAGAUGAUAACAAACGAAUAUUCGAGGAUGCUAUAAACUUUGCCAGCGAAUAUUGUAUGCCGAAAUAUGCCUGCCCAAUAUUCCGCGAUUUGUACGAAUGGGAAGUAACUCGUGAGAUGGCCAGGAUAUGGUUUAUGGAUCAGCGUGAUAGUCCUAGUAGUUCUAAAAUGCUUCCUGAAACUAUAAAUAAAUUGGAAUCCAUUCUUGAGGGUCAAUUGGAUGAUAGAGCAUGAUUAACAAAUGUUCUAUAUAUAUAUAUAUAUAUUAACUGACGGAAGAUGAUAUGUCGAAAAAGAAGUUAAAAUAAGUUUGUCCUGAUUGGUACAAAAUGACAUACAGGUCUACAGCAGAUUUGCGCUUUACGGCCGAUAUUGUUUUCUGUUAAUUUCACUCCUCUCGUUUCGUGGCAUACAUGUUGUUCACGGAGCCAUAAAAGGUUUGAGCUAACCUAAGAAAAGCUAUUAAUUUAUAAAUUGUAUGCCUGUGUGAAACUUUGUCGAGUGUGCGCUGGUGUAUUUACUGGUCAUAGUUGUUAUUAUAUAUGCAUAUAAAAUUCAUAUAAUAA